This is a messenger RNA of Pyrus x bretschneideri (Chinese white pear), 1533 nucleotides long. RefSeq names its product vesicle-associated protein 2-2. NCBI's taxonomy places the organism in Eukaryota, Viridiplantae, Streptophyta, Magnoliopsida, Rosales, Rosaceae. Gene Ontology annotation, cellular component: endoplasmic reticulum membrane; plasma membrane. Gene Ontology annotation, biological process: endoplasmic reticulum membrane organization. The transcript is spliced from 8 exons. The coding region runs from base 297 to 1331 and encodes 344 amino acids. The record is from RefSeq and is a predicted model, not a curated record.
CAACUUCAACAGUUGAGAGAGAGAGAGGAGAGAGAGUGGCAGUGUUCUGUGGUGAUAUUUCAGCAGCGGCACCACCAUCAACAUCUCCCCCACAAAUCCUUACUUGCCUUUCACUGCUCUGCUUCACCUUCUUCAAAUAGUCCUUCACCAUCACCAACCCACCAAACCCAUUCCUUCACUUCCAAACUUUCUCUCUCUAGAAUCCCACUCUCUCUCUCUCUCUCUCUCUCUCUCUCUCUCUCUAGUUUCUUCAUCUGGGUUCUUCUCAUCCGCCUGCAUUCUCUCAAGAACUGCUGAUGACGACGCCGCCAGAGCUUCUGGAAGUUCAUCCCCGCGAGCUCAAAUUCACAUUUGAAGUGAAGAAGCAGAGUACGUGCUCGAUUCAACUCGGAAACAGGUCCGACCACUAUGUUGCUUUCAAGGUGAAGACCACUUCCCCGAAGAAAUAUUGUGUGCGGCCGAAUGCAGGCAUUGUAAAACCCAAGACAACGUGUGAUUUUACAGUUACUAUGCAAGCUCAGCGUGUUGCUCCACCUGAUUUGCAGUGCAAAGACAAGUUCCUAAUACAGUGCACUGUUAUUCCAUUUGGGACAACUGAACAGGAGAUAACAUCCGAGAUGUUUUCAAAAGGUAGUGGACGAAACAUUGAAGAAAGGAAGCUAAAAGUGUUGCUCAUUAGCCCACCCCCGUCCCCAGUAUUUGUACCAAUUAAUGGGGAGUCGAAGCAAGAUCCAUGCUAUGAAACAUCGGUGAAAAAGGAUAGAGUUCUGACUGAAGUUGAAAACAUACCUCCGAGUCAUAGGGUUGGUGAGGAUGUUGACGUGUUUGAAACUUGUAAGGACAUGGAUGAGUCAAGAGCAGUUAAGGAUGUGGUGGCAUCAAAACCAGCUAAGGAUGCGCAGGAAUUGAAACCAGAUAAGGAUGUGGAGGAAUCAAAACCAGCUAAGUAUAUGGAGGAACUGAAACCAGUGAAAAAUAUGGAGGAACCAAAUCCAACGAAAGAUAUGGAGGAAUCGAAACCAGCCAAGGAUACGGAGGAAUUGAAACCAGCUAGGGGUGCUGCAGUAUUGAAUUUAACAAAGGAUUUUGAGGAACUGAAAUCAAAGCUAAAUACGGUGGAUUCAAAGCUAAAAGAGGCUGAACUCACCGUCACGAAGUUAACUGAAGAGAGUAGCAGGUCCACUCGAGAGAAGAAUAUGCUUAAACAUGAAUUGGAGUCAUUGAGGAGGAGGAAGAACAAUUUAAAAAGGGUUACGGUUGGCUUCCCUCUCUUUCAUGUUUGUAUGGUUGCCCUUAUCAGUCUAGCAUUCGGAUACUACAUCCAUCCGUAGAGAAAAUUUUCUGUGCCAAAUAUUAGACAGUAAAACAAAGUUGUUUCUCCUUCCGUGACUGAGUUAGAAGGAUCCGCGUGCAUGUUUCUGACGCCAUAGGUGUUCUUCAAUGUGAUGUGUAAUAUAUGGAUCCAUCUGAAUUCUCCAUGUAAGAACUCCUCCUAAAUAAUGUUUUGUUUUGUAAAAAAUAUCUUUCUGUGGA